AUGGAGUGCAUCAAGCCAAUGGACCCUGCGGUCCAGUCAAUCACACUCUCAUCCGUCCUUCUCCUUUUCUUCCCCAAUGCGUGGGCUGCGACGCGUCGAUCCAAUGUCAAAGUGCGACCCGGUGGUUUCCUGCGAACGGCCAAGCCUAUUACAGGAUGCGCAGUCAUCGCGGCGGCCCUGUCGCAUCUGGUCGUGACUCUCGCGCGACCCGACAAGACGCUGGCAUCCGUAUUCGCCGUCUCCAUGUCCCUCGCUGCGGCAGUUGACGUCGUCUUGCUAUCAUCCGCAUGUCAUAAGAGGGCUCUCAAGUCAUCGAGCUUACUCGUCCUUUACCUCCUGGUAGUAGGAUGUUGGAACCUCUCGACGGUCUCGAAACUGACAGUCGCACGCCAUCUUGACUACCGGGAAUGCAUCCUGCCAGUAAUAGGCAUCAUCCAGCUUGUGCAGCUUCUCCUCGAAUGCACCUCCAAACGAGACAUCUUCCUGCCACGGUACAAAUCGCUGGCGCCUGCGGAGACGGCCAAUUUCUUCAGCGUCGUGUCGUUCUGGUGGAUGAACGACCUCCUGGUCCGAGGAAACAAGCACAUCCUGCAAGACGAGGACCUCCCGCCCUUGGACUCUCGUCUUCAAGCAGCUGGCCUGAGCAAAACCAUCAAGCAGACAUGGAGCACUAGGGCAAACCCCGAAACCAAAACGACCUUGUUCAAGGUCCUGCUCAAGACGCACACGCGGCAGUUCAUCACCACGCUGAUCCCGAGGCUCUUCAUGGUCCUCUUCGACUGCAGCCAGCCGCUGCUCAUCAAGGCCGUCAUCCGCCACGUCGAGUCCCCCACCUCCCCCCCCUGCCGCCAGCGCACCCUCAUCCUGGGCGCCGCCGCCGUCUACCUCGGCUCGACCCUCUCCAGCUCGCAGUACCUGUACCGCACCGCCCGGCUGCAACUCGCCGUCAAGAGCGGCCUCACCUCCCUCAUCCACCACAAGACGCUCGCCACCGCCGCGCACGCCGCCGACACGGGCAAGGCCACCACCGUCAUGGGCGCCGACCUCGACGCCGUCGCCGAGGCGCCCGCCAUGCUGCACGACCUCGUCGGGCGCGUCCUCGAGGUCGGCCUCGGGCUCGCCAUCCUCGGCGGCCAGGUGAAGUGGCUCUGGCCGGUCCCGCUGGUUAUUAUCUUCCUGUGCUCGCGGGUGAGCAGGUUCGUGGCCAGGAACGUGGGGGGCCGCCAGAGGAGGUGGAACGAGGCGACGGAGCGUCGAGUAGGGGCGCUGGCGGCGGUGCUGGGCGCGAUGAGGAGCGUCAAGGCGCUGGGCGUGACGGAGGCUGUGCUGAAGUACGUGGACGGGUUGAGGGGGGAGGAGCUCGCGCGGGCCGGGGAGAAGCGGUUCCUGGACUGUCAGUACAAUUCCAGCGCGAACGCGCUUGGGGUCUUCUCGCCGGCACUUACGGUGGCGCUCUUUGCGAUCGUGUCGCACUUCAAGAACGUACCGCUGGACACGGCGGUCCUGUUUACGACUGUGGCGGCGCUGUCCAUCGUGACGCACCCGGCGAACAUGAUCAUGACCAUCUAUCCGCGGAUCGUCUCUGUCGCCGCGAGCUUUGAGCGCUUCCAGGAGUUUCUCCUGGCUUCUCCCCUGGAGGACACCCGGAAAGUUGAAGAGGAGGAGGUGCUAGCCAGCAGUCGCAGUGGCAUUGCAGCCUCGCUCACAGACCUCACGAUCCACAGCAAGAAUGGCCAGCCCAUUCUGGACAACAUCGAUCUGAAGCUACCAUAUGGUUCCGUCACCGUAUGCUGCGGCCCUGUCGGUAGUGGCAAGUCCGUCCUCGGCAAGGCCAUCCUCGGCGAGCUACCCGCAGCAAUGGGUCUGGUCGAGGUAUCCUCGAAGCGAAUCGGCUUCUGCGACCAGGCACCCUGGGUCAUGGCGGGCACGGUAAAGGAGGUUAUCUGCGCAUUCGCCUCGCCCGUCGACGAAGCCAGGUACAGGGCUGUCGUUCAGGCAUGCUGUCUGGACCACGACCUCAGCCGGCUCGCGGAAGGCGACGACCUGCGAAUCGGGAGCCGAGGCGUCAACCUGUCCGGCGGGCAGAAGCAGCGCAUCGCCCUGGCCCGACUACUCUACACCGGCGGCGCGGCAAUCGUUGUGCUCGACGACAGCUUCGCGGCCCUCGACGGCACCACCGAGAGCUCGGUCGUCCAGAACCUUCUCGGGCCUGCCGGGCUGCUCCGCCAAAGCGGCGCCGCGAUCUUCUGGAUCACCAACUCCGCGCAGUAUUUCCACCUCGCCGACCACAUCCUCCUGCUGGACGCGGGGCGGAUCUCGCGCCGGGGCACCGCCGUGGAGAUGAGCCCGUACGUCGACGAGCUGCGCAAGUUCCACGCGGAGGACGCCUCACCGGGCCCCGAGGCACCCACACGCAGAGCCAAGACGCAGGCCAAGAAGGACGCGCAAAGCGACCUGUAUCGGCAGACCGGCGACCUGUCCCUCUACGGGUUCUACCUCCGGUCCACCGGCGCGCUGCCGCCUCUCGCCGUGGUGGGCACGACCGCCACGUACGCCGUCUGCAACACCGUCCCGACAUACUGGAUCAAGUUCUGGGCGGACCGCCCCGGCGCCUCCACCGCCGUCUUUGCCCUCGGAUACCUUCUCAUCGCGCUCUUCGCCUGGGCCGCCACCACCGUGCACAUGUGGACCACCGUGUGCCUUCUGGCCCCUCGCUCCGGCUUGCGCCUGCACCGCGCCCUCGCCGGCCGGAUCCUCGGCGCGCCGUUGUCGUACUUUGUGGCGACGGACGUCGGGGUGACGCUGAACCGCUUCGGGCAGGACGUUGACUUGGUGGACAGGCAGCUGCCGGGCGCGUUUGCGCGGUUCGCGACGCAGUGCUGCAAGAUGACGGCGCAGGUGGUGGUCAUGUCACUGGUGCAGCCCGAGUUUGCGAUGGCGGUGCCAGUGUGCGCGCUGGUUGUGUACGUGGUGCAGAGGGUGUAUCUGCGGACGUCGAGGCAGCUUCGCAUUGACGGACUGGCCACGAUUCGUGCCUUUGGAUGGCAGCGCGCUGUCGAGCAGCGCAACAUCGACGCCAUCGACCUCUCCAUGCGCCCUGUUUUCCUCAUGCGCUGCCUCAACAGGUGGCUUUUGAUCGUGCUGGAGCUAAUUGUCAGUACUGUUGCCGUUGCCAUUGUCGCAUCCGCCGUCAUGGGUGGUAGUGGCACAGGCACAGGCACAGCCGUUGGCGUUGCGUUGAACUUGGUCAUCUUGACAAACACGACUCUCAUAGCGCUCGUCAUCAGCUUCACCGACUUGGAAGUCUCUCUCGGUGCUAUUUCGCGCCUCAAAGAGGUCGAAGAGAUGACGCCACAAGAGGACCUUCCACAUGAGAUAGUAGUGCCCGAUGCGCACUGGCCGACACGUGGUGAAUUGGUGCUCAAGGAUCUCGCCACAGGAUACAGGAUAAACAACAAUGUACUCAGCCACGUUGACCUGGUUGCUAGUGCAGGACAGAAACUCAUCGUCUGCGGUCGCACCGGCAGCGGCAAGAGUACCAUAUUCGUGUCUCUCCUCAGACUGAUCGAAAGCACCGGAGCCAUCACAGUGGACGGAACAAAUAUCCUGAACAUGCCGCGCUCCAUCGUCCGCAGCCGCUGCUUCAUCGCCGUGCCGCAAGACGGCAUCGUGUUCAAAGACGCCUCGCUGCGAUUUAACCUUGAUCCUACCGGCACAGUCGGCGACGACAUCCUCCGAGACGCCCUCAAGUCCACCCAUCUCUGGACCGUUCUUUCCGACGAUGAGACCACCGACAUCCUAGACCUGAAGCUCUCCAGCCUGCCGCCACUAUCUGCCGGCCAGCAGCAGCUCUUCGCCCUCGCGCGCGCCGUGGCGCAGAAGCAUCGCGCCGCCCCCUACUCCGACCGCGAAGAAGAGGGGACCGCCAAGCCCAUCGUGCUGCUGGACGAGCUCACGGCGUUCAUGGACUCCGCGACCGAGGCCAAGGUGUACGACGUGGUGGAGGAGGAGUUCGUCGCGGAGGGCCAUACGGUGAUCAUCGUGUCGCAUAGGCUCGGGGGCCUGCUCGGGAGGCUGCGGGAGGGCGUGGAUGCCGUGGCCGUGCUCAAGGAUGGGCGGUUGACGGUCGAGAAGGACUUGGGCAAGCUCGCCAACGUCGAGAGCGGCGAUGAAGAGAGUAGCCAAGGAGGCGAUGGGGAGCCAUUGGCCAGUCAGUGUCCGCGGUUGUGGUGA
Cordyceps fumosorosea ARSEF 2679 is the source of this 4233-nucleotide messenger RNA. Its product is annotated as multidrug resistance-associated protein. Gene Ontology annotation, cellular component: membrane. The transcript is spliced from 6 exons. Gene Ontology annotation, molecular function: ATP hydrolysis activity; ATP binding; ABC-type transporter activity. Gene Ontology annotation, biological process: transmembrane transport. Lineage: Eukaryota; Fungi; Ascomycota; Sordariomycetes; Hypocreales; Cordycipitaceae. The record is from RefSeq and is a predicted model, not a curated record. The coding region runs from base 1 to 4233 and encodes 1410 amino acids.